Messenger RNA from Vigna angularis (adzuki bean), 800 nucleotides. RefSeq lists its product as uncharacterized. The coding region runs from base 124 to 624 and encodes 166 amino acids. The transcript has 4 exons. Lineage: Eukaryota; Viridiplantae; Streptophyta; Magnoliopsida; Fabales; Fabaceae. The record is from RefSeq and is a predicted model, not a curated record.
UACUAUUAAACCAGUUAGGAGACACGUAUAUUGUUCUUUGGUUUCUCUCCAAUACAAAAUUUAGUUUUUUCUCCGUGAUCAUCAUUUUGUCAUCAAUUUCUCGGUAGAGGCAACUGACACAACAUGGUUUCAGAGUUGAUUGUUUUUAAGCACUCCAAAAGAACAAUACUUCUUUCUGGGUGUGUUACUGCUAUUGAUGAAUACAUGAACGAUGAAAUGCCUAUUGGAUGGCCAUUUGGUCUGGGCUUUCUGAAUACAAGACUUAGAGAUGUAGAAUCACUUCCAGCUGCUCCAGUAGAGCCACACUCAAUGCACAUUCCGUCCACCAGUUUUUCCUCAUUCUCAUCCUCCAACCUUGAUACUGAGUCGACAGCAUCUUUCUUUCAAGACAACAGUGUAUCCCUGGGGCAUCUGAUUGGGCUGAGAGCAGGAGAAAAGGGACGGUUGUACUUUCCAAACUCAGUGAGAAUAGAAGAAAGGGAGGAGAAAACAUUAGCAAAGUGUUCCACUUCUGACGAUGGCUCUAAAGUAAAAGAAGAAGAAAUGUCUGGUGGCAUUUGUAUAUCUAUACUACUUGAGGCCCUAUUCAAGAUCAGCAAAAGUAAGAAAAGUUCAAGUAACUAGCCUUGUCUCUACUCAAAAUUAACAACAAUCAUUUUUCUUUCGUUUCCCAUUUAAACUUUCCAAAGUAGAAUAGAAAAGGGAGUCUUGUGUAUUUUGUUAUUCUGUUCUUUAGCAGCAUUCUGUCUCUUCUACCACAUCUUUGCAUACCCAAUAAAAUGUUUUCCAGUUCUUGUGAU